CAUGUACAGUAAAUAUAGUGGUAAACAAUGAAGAUAGAGUGAAAAAAGGCUCUUCUGGCUAAAUGUUGAUCAUUUUUGUUGCUAUGCCCUCUUUUGACAAUCUACACACCUCCAAAUUAUGACACUUUAACCCACAGACAAGACUUCAGCAAACUCCAGACUAAAAUACAUGUUUGUGCCGUCUUAACUGAAAACAACUUACUCUGACUGAUCUUAAAAUAUUUAUGUGCCGUUGUUUUGUAUCGUACUGCACACCAGUAGACUCCUGAGACAAAUUUAAACUAAAAGAUACUUAAAUGUCAUCAUUAACUAAAGUUUAUUCCUGACUAAAUCUCUGUCUGUUAAACCAGGCCAUGUCUUUUUAAACAUUAUAGAAGCUUAUGCUUGUUUUAAUGCAUUCAUUUAAAAUUGUGUAUAAUCAAUUAUCUAUAGUUUAAACUUCUAUUUACUUUUUUCUUUUUCAAAUGUGAAUUGUAUGUGUAAAUAUCUCACCACUAGAGGACAAACACUUAUACUGGCUUUAAUGUUGAAUCAGUUUAGUGACACAAAUAAGAGAGAUUUGAUCUGUUAUUCUCUUAUUUCACCACAAAAUUCACUCAUAUUUAUGCAUUUAUGGCAGAGCAUUUUCACAAAGGUUUGGCUACUCGAGACUGUGACUUUCUGUAUGAGACUGACAUCUAGUGGACAUGUUUAUUAUAUGACUGACACACCAGUUUGCACAUGUUUCAAACACAACCAGGAAAUAGUUUGAGUUCAGAGAAACUGAAACUGUUGGGCUGUUGUUUAUUUCUUUCUUUCUGUGAGUACAUACAGUGAAAUGGCAGAAGCCAGUAUUUUAGUGGAUCAGGAUCAGUUCAUCUGUUCAAUCUGUCUGGAUCUACUGAAGGAUCCAGUGACCAUUCCCUGUGGACACAGUUACUGUAUGAGCUGUAUUACAGACUGCUGGGAUCAAGAUGAUCAGAAGAGAAACUACAGCUGCCCUCAAUGCAGACAGACCUUCAAUACAAGACCUGUUUUAAAUAAGAAUGUGGUGUUUGCUCAGAUGGUAGAGAUACUAAAGAAUACACUACUCCAGAUUGAUCGACCUUCACCCAGUUAUGCUGGACCUGGAGAUGUGAAAUGUGACGUCUGUACUGAGAAAAAACACAAAGCUGUCAAGUCCUGUCUGGUGUGUCUGAACUCUUACUGUCAAAAUCAUCUUGAACAACAUGAGAAUUUAUUCAAAGGGAAGAGACACAACCUGAUAGAUGCCACUGGACGACUUCAGCAGAUGAUCUGCCCUCAACAUGAGAAACUUUUAGAGAUUUACUGUAAAACUGAUCAGCUCUGUAUAUGUUAUCUGUGUAUGGUGGAUGAACACAAUGAACAUAAAACUGUAUCAGCUGCAGCAGAGAGGACUGAGAAACAGAAAGAACUGAAGGAGACGCAGAGAAAAUACCAGCAGAGAAUCCAGGAGAUUCAGAAGAAGCUUCAGGAGCUGAGAGAUGUUGUGGAGACUCAUAAGCGCUCUGCACAGACAGCAGUGGACGACACUGAGAGGAUCUUUACUCAAAUGAUCACAUCCAUUGAGAGAAGACGAUCUGAGGUGACACAGCUGAUCAGAGAUCAGGAAAAGACUGCAGUGAGUGAAGCUAAAGGACUCUUGAAGCGACUGGAGCAGGAGAUUGAUGAUCUGAGGAGGAGAGACGCUGAGCUGGAGCAGCUUUCACACACAGAUGAUCACAUCCAUUUCCUCCAGAGUUUUCAGUCUCUCUCUGUUCCUCCUGGAUCUUCAGACUCACUCAGCAUCACUGUCAGCUCUCUCAUCUCUUUUGAUGAUGUAGGAAAAUCUGUGUCUCAUCUGAGAGAGAAACUGAAGGAUUUCUGUAGAGAAGAGAUAGAGAAGAUAUAUGAUAAAGUUACUCCUGAACCUGAGACCAGGGAGCAGUUCCUAAAAUAUUAUCAUCACUUCACUGCAGAUCCAAACACAGCAUAUAAACGUCUCUGUCUGUCUGAGGGAAACAGAGUGAUUACUUACACUGACACAGUCCAGCCGUAUCCUGAUCAUCCAGACAGAUUUGAUGGUUGGUGUCAGGUGUUGUGUAGUGAGAGUGUGAGUGGACGCUGUUACUGGGAGGUUGAAUGGAGUAGUGAUGUGUUAAUAUCAGUGUCAUAUAAGAGCAUCAGCAGGAAGGGAGAGGGUGAUGAGUGUGUGUUUGGAUUUAAUGAUCAGUCCUGGAGUUUGUUCUGCUGUGACUCCAGUUGUUCAUUCAGGCACAAUAACAUUAAUACUAAACUCCCUGUAGUGUCCAGAUCUUCUAGAAUAGGAGUUUAUGUGGAUCACAGUGCAGGAUCUCUGUCCUUCUACAGCGUGUCUGACACAAUGACCCUCAUCCACAGAGUCAACACCACAUUCACUAAACCUCUCUAUCCUGGGUUUUGGGUUAAUAGAUCAGUGAAACUGUGUGAUAUAACAAUAGAUGAUACAGAGAUUGUCAUAGAAGUUUAAAAUUAAUGAUGAAUCAACAACUAUGAAGUGUCAAGCAUAAUAUUUCUAAUCAAUUUAUUAUUAUUGAGUUUCCCACUGUAAGUUUCUAGAUUUUACAUGUACAUAUUCCUUAACAUUGAUGUGUUCUUGUCAGCAUAAAUUUAUUAUUUAAGCAUUUUGUCGUUUGCCUCUAGAGGGUGCUAAAGUUUAAAGUAAAAUAUUAAAUCCUU
Molecule: messenger RNA, 2697 nt
Organism: Misgurnus anguillicaudatus (oriental weatherfish)
Lineage: Eukaryota; Metazoa; Chordata; Actinopteri; Cypriniformes; Cobitidae
Source: RefSeq, a predicted model, not a curated record